Molecule: messenger RNA, 749 nt
Organism: Acanthoscelides obtectus
Lineage: Eukaryota; Metazoa; Arthropoda; Insecta; Coleoptera; Chrysomelidae
Source: the annotation of a GenBank genome assembly
AUGCCUUAUGACCCCUUCAGAAAUCCUACUCCAGGUGCAGAAAUAAAUUAUAACAAGCUUUUAAAACAAGAAAGAGUUAUAAUUGAACGCUGUUUCGGCCAACUGAAACGCCGGUUUCAUAUCCUACAGUAUGUUUGCCGCGUAAAGUUGGAAAAUGUGCCGAAAAUAAUUAUUGCUUGUAUUGUACUCCAUAAUGUUGCGAAGAGCUUGGGCGAUUCUGACCUUGAGUUAGUUGAACAAGACCCAGAUGAAGAUAACGGAAAUCAUGAGAAUGACGAACUUCCUCUCCGCCAACUAGAUGCAACUGUGGCCUUUAAAUGGUUAUACGCGGUGGUUAACAAUGCAAUCAUCCUGAGAUUCCCUGCAAUUAAUCCACAAAGGGCUUCCGCUUUCCGCCCUUCCGCUCUAUGGAUCACUAACGAGGAGAAGAAACGAAAACAAAGGAAAUACGUAAUGAUUGAAAAAAGGCAGGACAAGAUCGAAGAAAAUCCCUAAUUACCAAACAAGCAAAUUGAUACAGCUGUGAAGGAGUCAAUGUUUACGCCGUUAUUAGGGCAAAAGGUGACUCGGAUAAAUGAAAAUGACGAGAAAUCAUCAUUUGUAAGAAGACCUUUGGAUUAUUAGAGGUACUGGUGACACUUCUCGGAUGCUCAAAGCUGUAUGUAUAACGUACCAUCCACCAUUUUUGAUAACUUUGGUGCCUUAUUUGACAGAUAAGUUAUCAUCAUAUGUAUUAUUUAACAAAAAGC